AUGACGACGGAUAUUCAAAAUACACAGAAGCGGGAGGUUUCAGAUAAACCUGGACAGUUUGACAAGCAGGAUGCAUUUUUAUUUCCGCAAGACAAAAAAACGUACAGACAUCAAUAUCGGGAGAUAUACGAGGCGAGAGCGAAACAACUAAAGUCAAGAGUGAUGAAGAUGGCAAGUAUGAAGUGGAAGGACGAAACAAUCAACGGGCAGAAGGCGAAAUAUGUGAACAAAUUGUUGGAUGUCAAGAGUAUGGUACCAUCGUACGUGAUUGGAACAGUUUUUAUGGACAUGAAGUAUAAACCAAACAUCUCGCAGGAAGUGACGGGAAACAUUUAUGCGGCACCUGAGCUUAAGGAAGAUUCAGAGUACGAUGAGCUUGAGAGGACAAGAAUCCAUUCGUAUUCGGAUCCAGCAACCGAUCAAGUUAUGCUAGAAGAUGAUUCAGGUCGUCUAUUAUUAGAUGGUGAACUACUAGAUAAAGUCGUGCUAAUGACAGGAGUAGUUGUUGGAGCUUUAGGGAUGAUUGUGGAUGCUGGUGUUUUUACAAUAGUAGAUGUUGUGUAUCCAGAACCAGCAGCACAGAUUCCUCGGUCUAUAGAAGAGACUCCUGAGCAAUUUGUGAUGUAUUUAUCGGGACUUCGAGUGAAUCCAUCUGGCAAACGUGCUCCGCUUGAAAUAUUGAAGGAGUUCAUAAUGGGCGAACUCGUAGACGAGGGGAAUCUGGUAAGCCUUUUAAAAAGAACCACAAAUCUAGUUAUACUAGGUAGCUCGAUGGAAGUAACCGCCAAAUCACAGAAAGAUCUUUCGGAUAAGGACAAGUACAGAGCCAAGAAUAAAUCCAACUUCGACGCACAGUCUCUUGAAAUCCUAGACAAAUGGAUUUCAGAUCUGCUAAUGUCCAUACCAGUGAGUAUAAUGGCUGGAGAAACGGACCCGGCAGAAAUCGAAUACCCUAAAAUGCCAUUUCACAGGAGUCUUUUUCGGUUGUCGUCAGGUAGAAAGAACUUCGAGAGACUCACGAAUCCAUCGUGGUUGCAGAUCAAUGGGGUUCGGAUCUUGGCAACUUCCGGUGAGAAUAUUAACGACAUGUUCAAGUACAUGAUUCCAAAUAUACACGUUGAAAUCGGAAGCGGCAUAGACAGCCCUGUCAGAAGAGAAGUCCUCUACGAUUCGCGGUUGAAGCUUCUUCAAUCCAACAUUUUGUGGCAGAAUAUCGCACCAACAGCUCCAGAUACGUUACCCUGCUAUCCGUUUACUGGGACAGACCCAUUCACUUUGAAUGAGACUCCACAUGUGUAUGCAGUGGGCUGCCAGCCAAAAUUUGAGACUACAAAGCUGAAAGUGGCCAGAAAGAACGGAGAGGAUCUAUCAGUGCGAAUAAUUUCGGUUCCUGAUUUUGAGCAGACAGGACAGUGUGUUUUUAUGAACACCAAAACACUAGAGUGCACAUCAGUCAGGGUUGUAUGCCAGUGA
This is a messenger RNA of Brettanomyces bruxellensis, 1473 nucleotides long. RefSeq lists its product as uncharacterized. The record is from RefSeq and is a predicted model, not a curated record. Gene Ontology annotation, biological process: DNA replication; DNA strand elongation involved in DNA replication. NCBI's taxonomy places the organism in Eukaryota, Fungi, Ascomycota, Pichiomycetes, Pichiales, Pichiaceae. Gene Ontology annotation, molecular function: DNA binding. Bases 1 to 1473 code for a protein of 490 amino acids. Gene Ontology annotation, cellular component: delta DNA polymerase complex. The transcript has a single exon.